AUGAACAGUCGCUCACAACAUCUCCAGGGACAACAUCCUGACGGAGACGGAGACCGCGACAGAGACCAGCCGUUGCAAAACGACAGUUUCACGCCCACACAAACACAGACAGCAGUUGGCAGCAAGACGUCGUCGCCCACAAAGCGAGCCUUUGCGUCUUCUGGUCUGGACGAUAGCAACGACACGUCUGCACACAAAAAGGCCCGUCUGGCAUCACAAGUCGACGAAGGCGAAGACAGUGCGCUCUUUGAGAAGACCGUUGGAUCGUCUGAACGCAAGCGCAACUGCCGCUCCGACUCCUCACUCGACCAUCUGCGAGAAGAGGAGCAGACCACGGUCAGGGUCAAAAGAGCACCAAAAAGGACACGGUCUGUACCACCAGCAAUGGACCGAAAGGACGCCGACGGAUUUGCGAUUCCGCGGACGCCCCUGUCGCGGUCGCGCGCCAGCAGCGGCUCGUCGUUGCGUGGAAGACAGCCCGGAGCCGAAUUGGGCUCCGAGUACACGCGUGACUCGUCGUCGUCGCCGUCUGGGCGUACCGCCGUGGAGCACCAUACCUACCGCAGGGUGCUUGCUACCAACAACAUCCACAUGCGGCCCUACUGGGACCCUCUUCCUGAGCACGUGAACGCGCUCAUGGCACGGGUGAAGCUGGAACGUGACUCGCCGGAGCCGACCAACGAAGACCUGCUGCGAGACCCAGAUCGGUAUGAGAUGUUUGAAGGUACGGGGGAGGCGGCAGUGGAAAAGUACUACACAGACAAUGUCCUACCGAGCGGCCACGGGUACGACGCGGUUAAGACGUGUAUGCGUGUCCCUAUGAGCCGACAGGUGGUGCCCAAUGUGGGCGGGACCGCACCCAAGUUUUGUACUCCCGCACCGGACCUAUUGUACGGAUACGGCAGCGCGAACGCGUUCCCUGAUGCGGGCCACCAAAGCCAGCUAGAAACGAUGUCUGCGGAGGUGAUUGCCAACAACGACAUCAGCACCUACAAUGCUCUUAUCUUCCCGUUCUUUGUGGUGGAGUUCAAGGGCGUUGCGGGAAACAUGUGGGUGGCGGGCAACCAGUGUCUCGCCGGUGCGGCCACCUGUGUGAGCAUCGCCGAGAAACUCAACCGCCGGCUGUUUGAGUACGCCCAAGCCAAACUUGAUAAGGGCACGGGCAAAGGCAAGGGCAAGAGCAAGGGCACGGGCGGCAGCAGCAAGUCCGACGGCGUGACGGCCGUCGCCAGUGUCGACAGCACGGCAUUCAGCGUCGCCAUGAACGGACAGGACGCGCGCCUCUACGUGUCGUGGAAGCAGGACGAGCUCAACUUCUACAUGACCAACGUGGACUGCUACGCGCUGAGCCGCCCGGACGACUACAAGCGGUUCCGCCGCAUGGUGCGCAACAUUGUCGACUGGGGCCGCAGCGACCGGCUCAAGGCCAUCCAGCGCGGGCUCGACCAGCUGCUCGAGGAGGCCCAGCAGCGCACGCCGGCUCCAGAUACGGAGGCAGAGGCUGAGGCAGAGGCAGCAGCGAUGGAUCCGAUGGCCAUGUCGAUGCCAGAGCCGAUGCCUGAGUCGAUGCCUGAGUCGAUGCCUGAGUCGAUGCCUGAGCCGACGCCAGAGCCCACACCGAGCGCGGGUUCCUCCAAGGCGUCCCGUCACCACUCGCCUCCGUCGGGCAAGGGCAGCAGCAGCGGCGGCGGUCGGAGCAAGAAGCCUCGGGCCUGA
Messenger RNA from Sporothrix brasiliensis 5110, 1716 nucleotides. RefSeq lists its product as uncharacterized. The coding region runs from base 1 to 1716 and encodes 571 amino acids. NCBI's taxonomy places the organism in Eukaryota, Fungi, Ascomycota, Sordariomycetes, Ophiostomatales, Ophiostomataceae. The transcript is spliced from 2 exons. The record is from RefSeq and is a predicted model, not a curated record.